This is a messenger RNA of Oryza sativa Japonica Group (Japanese rice), 1156 nucleotides long. RefSeq names its product nudix hydrolase 16, mitochondrial. The record is from RefSeq and is a predicted model, not a curated record. Gene Ontology annotation, cellular component: nucleus; cytoplasm. Gene Ontology annotation, molecular function: pyrophosphatase activity. Lineage: Eukaryota; Viridiplantae; Streptophyta; Magnoliopsida; Poales; Poaceae.
ACACAAAAAAAAUCCAGAAAAAAAAACCGCACGAAAAAAAAAGAGCGCCCUCAUCACGGCGAGGAAUUCCCACCUCCUAUCUCUCUCCUCCUCCUCCUCCUCUUCUCUCUCCACGCACAAAUCUCUCUCCUCCUCCGCUCCCCCACGCCGCACGCAUUGCCGCCGUGGGCUCACCGCCGGCGAGGGCGGCCGCAGAGGAGGAGGGGAGCGGCGGCGGCGGCCAACCCGGGCGGUGUGGGUAGCAUGUGUGACCUUGUGGCCCGAACGGGUCGGCAUCAGCAGCGGUACGAGGAUGGCCGGCGGCUGGUGGCCGGAUGCAUACCGUUCAGGUAUAGAACUAGUAAUGAUGAAACUUCUGAUGAUGAACCGAAGAAAAUUGUUGAAGUUCUCAUGAUAAACUCUCAAAGUGGUCCAGGUCUCCUGUUUCCAAAGGGAGGAUGGGAGAAUGAUGAAACUGUUGAGCAGGCAGCUGCUCGAGAGGCUGUAGAAGAAGCUGGAGUUCGUGGAGAUAUAGUGCAAUUUCUGGGUUUCUACGACUUCAAAAGCAAGACGCAUCAAGAUGCGUGCUGCCCCGAGGGUAUGUGCAGAGCCGCGGUGUUUGCGCUGCAUGUGAAGGAAGAGCUGGACUCAUGGCCUGAGCAGAGCACCCGCAGGAGGACCUGGUUGACAGUUCCUGAAGCCACGUCGCAGUGCCGGUAUCAGUGGAUGCAAGAGGCUUUGCUUACUGGCUUCUCUGACUGGCAUGACAACUGGAGCAAAGGUGGCGGUGGCGACACCAACUAUGACUCUCUCUAGUUGCAGAAGGCAUCCACAGGAGUUCUGGUUUUGUUUAUCUUCUUUUAACUCUCCCUAGGCUCCAACUUUGCAGAAUGCAAUAAUACAAUGUACACUUGUUCUGAUACUAGUAGGUGGUCUUUGACCCUUCAUUGCUAUCUAGCGUAGUAUAUCUCAUCGAAGACGGGAAUUCUCACAACUUUUAAGUGUCAAUUCUCGUGUCUAUUGUUCCCUCACCACCUAUCAAGCUCAAUUACUUUAUCCUGGUGAGCAUUUUGUACGUCACUGCUCCAGAUUACGGAGCUGCAUACGCUAUGUAUUAACUUGACCACACCUGAAAUCAAAAGGUAUUUCUUGGCUCGAAUGAGCCACGGUGGCUAUA